Marasmius oreades (fairy-ring Marasmius) is the source of this 1149-nucleotide messenger RNA. RefSeq lists its product as uncharacterized. Lineage: Eukaryota; Fungi; Basidiomycota; Agaricomycetes; Agaricales; Marasmiaceae. The transcript is spliced from 6 exons. The record is from RefSeq and is a predicted model, not a curated record. Bases 1 to 1149 code for a protein of 382 amino acids.
AUGGUCGACGGGCACUUCGGACUGCAAAGAUUUGCAAAGGUCGAUGAUCCUGACGACAUCUCCCUACUGGAUGGUUUAGGCUUCUUCCCCCGGGAUGAUGAAUAUAACGAGUAUGUUGUUAGCAUAGUCCUUCGCCCAGAAGACGAGAAAUCCACAUGCUCCCGUCUUCACGCUGUCGACAUGCAGAAUAAAUUGAAAUUCAAGGGCUGUGUCAUUACCGGCGUGAUAGCCGUUGAAUGUGGACGGCAUUGUGUCUUCCUGUCGAUGGUUGACCUUCAAAAGGGUGAAAGGUUUGCGAAUGCUGACUUCGUGUUUGUCCGCGCUAUACAACGAUAUGCUGUAGGGGCCAAGUCGCUUGUCCGAGCUAGGUUCUUUCGCCGGAUACUUAGCACCUACGACAUAGCCUGUCAAUUCGGAGUUUACUUUUUCCAGCGGACUGCCAAACAGUUCCCAGACAUGGUAUGGCUAAUAGAUUUUGUUCGGUGGAUGAUACCCAAGAUGCACCUUGACGGUCAUAAUUCUGAUUGCCGCGUACAGUUUUCACUCAAUUACCUCAAGGGAGCGGCACGGAUGCAUGGGGAGGGAAUCGAGCAAUCAUGGGCAGAGUCGAAGCAGUCUGGUGGAAGUACAAGGCAGAUGAAUCAUGGUCAUAGGCACGAUACCAUCAAUGAUCUUCAUAAUUUCUGGAACUGGCGCAAGGCUGUGAACAUGGCAACUUAUCUUACGGACAAAUACUCAGAGUCAGUGAAACUUCGAGACGAUGCUAUUGAGCAUUAUAUAGGUCUGUCACGACUUCGAGGAAAUCACAAUGUCAAUCAGUGGAGUAAGGAAAGCGAUGAACCAAAGAAGGAGGGGGACCAUUGGACCAGUGUGUACCAUAUCAAAACACGACGCUUGCCUUUUCGUGAGAACAUUUACAUGAACAUGCUUGCUCUAGAGCAAGACAAAUCAACAGCAAAAGACGAGCUAUUUUGUGACGCAUCUGACGAGAUCAAGUUCGUUCUCAGUGGUAUACAGAUACAAGAACGACAGCGUCAGUUACAAGCGUCUGUCAAACAGGCAUCAACAGACUCAGAAAUAUCAACAAUAAAGCGAAGUAAAACAGUCCUCGCUGUUACAUCCAUGCCGGACCGAUCCGGACCAACGUAA